AACAAUGACCAUAACUUGCUGCUGGUCGGGAAUCCGAGAGGCGCUCGUUUGCCGGUCGUCGUCCUUUAGCAGUAUUAAAUAGUAAAUACUAUAAAAAAUUAACUUAAAGUGUUUAUGAUCUAUAUUCAUCACUGUACGACACGGUCGACAAAACAAAAAUAUGUCUGCGCUACAAACGGCGCUUCGACGAACGACGGCUGUGAUGAUGCCUAGUGGUAUUCAUCCUGUCCGGGUUUGGUGUUCGACCAAAGCUGUUCCUACUGACGGAAAGUUCAGGGUGUUGGACUUGAAGAAAAAAGCAUUUGUGCCUAAUGCAAAAAAGAAGUACACUAAGACCAUCACUUUACCGCCCAGAUCUUUGAGAAUGCCUGUUGAUCAAGACUGGUCUAAUGUGUGGCCCGGUCCUAGAACAUUUCAUCCAGCUACUGUUCCAUUGGCUGUACGACAAGGGUAUGAUCAGAAAAGAGCAUCGCCUGGAAAAUAUGGCAAUGCUGAGCUUAUGAAAAUUCCAAAUUUUCUGCAUCUUACACCACCAGCAGUAAAAAAACAUUGCAGUGCUUUAAAACAGUUUUGUACUGAAUGGCCUAAAGGUUUAGAAACUGAUGAAGAUUGUGAUAGACAUUUUCCAAUGACAACAAUAACAACAGAUUAUUGUCAUUCAUCACCGACAAUCAAAGAUCCAAAAGCUAGAAUAGUUACAAUCAAAGUCAAAUUAAGCACAUUUAAUUUGGAUAAACAUGCCAGAGACAAAAUGAUCAGAUUGGUCGGGGACAGAUAUGAUGAAGAAACUGAUAUGCUUACUAUUGUCACUGACCGUUGUCCAACGAGGAAACAAAAUUAUGAUUAUGGAAUUUAUGUUCUCACGGCCUUGUAUCACGAAUCUAAUACCUUUGAAGAAUGGGAACGACAAAAACAAGAAGCAGACAUGGAACAUUACAUUUGGGAAAACAAUCCAUCAAAAAAAGCAUAUGUUACAUUAACUCGAUGGCCACAAAAGGUUUCUGACGAAGAUGUAAAAUCACAUUCUAUUGAUGACGAUACAGUGGGACAGAAAUACAAAGAAGCUGUUACAGAAUUAUUAAACAAUGGUGAAGAUACAUACACUUUGAAUAAAUACAAGGAAGCUGCGCUUGCUGUGUUAUUACCUCAAAACAUACAGUCUUAGAAAAUUUUAAAUAUUAAAUUAGAUAUUUGUUAUUCUGUACAAUAAAAUUAAUUUUGUUCAGACUUGA
Aphis gossypii (cotton aphid) is the source of this 1232-nucleotide messenger RNA. It is a transcript of the gene mRpS35, whose product is annotated as 28S ribosomal protein S35, mitochondrial. Gene Ontology annotation, cellular component: mitochondrial small ribosomal subunit. The record is from RefSeq and is a predicted model, not a curated record. The transcript has 6 exons. NCBI's taxonomy places the organism in Eukaryota, Metazoa, Arthropoda, Insecta, Hemiptera, Aphididae. Gene Ontology annotation, biological process: mitochondrial translation. Gene Ontology annotation, molecular function: structural constituent of ribosome. Bases 161 to 1165 code for a protein of 334 amino acids.